AUGCGACCCUGCGGCCUCCUUGCAGGCGUCGUCCUGGCGCUCACAGCGCUCGGCGCCGCCGACGAGCAGCAGCAUGCCAUGGAAGACAUCGACCACGAUGGCAUCAUGGGCACGGACGAGCUCUCAGACCUGCGGGCGAAGCUGCAGCACGCCUUUGACGUCGACAACAGCGGUCGCCUCGAGAAGGACGAGAUGCGCACGGUGCUCGAGGUCGAGCACGUCUCGCGCGAGUUCAACCAGCUCGACGCCAACGCCGACUCGUACAUCUCGGUCGCGGAGCUCGAGUCGCGCUGGGACGAGCUUGGGUCCGAGAUGACGGUGGAGGAGGUUGCCGACUGGGUUUCCUACUCUGUGCAGCUGCCGCAGUACUACGACAACUUUCGCAAACACUUUGUGUCGGGCUACACCUUUCCGCUGCUCAUGGACAAUAACGGCGAGCGGCUCAAGGACCUCGGCGUCUCGUCCGGCUUGCACCGGCACCAGCUCGCGCUCAUGAUGAAGCGCAAGAUCGCCGGCGUUGGCAAAGUCCCGCACAUGGCGCAGGAGCCCACGUGCCGUGUGAGCCAAAAGCCGUCACGGUCGCCCAAGUACAAGCUGUCAUGGAAGACCGUCGACGAGCGCCCGUCGCCGUCGUACCAGCAAACGAGCUACAGCGAGCUCGCGACCGAGCACGACGACUUUCGCAUUACGGCGUGGAACGCCUUUGGUCGCAGCAUGCGCGUCGAGCUCGAGUGCCCCGCCGUGCCGUCGUCGGGGCCUUUGACCCGUGGCGUAUCGCCGCCACAUCCCAUCGACGUCGACGACGAUAUCUCGUUUUUUGGCGCGGUCAAGAGCUAUCUCUGGUGGCUCGACGAGGUGCUCCUCAUGGGCGCGCUCAUCUUCUUCCCGAUGCGUGCGUACAUUUACGGCGACGUCAACUUCCUCCUGCGCGUCUUUCGCCGGCUCCCGCCCAUGUCGCCGACGCGCGUCGUCGUCGAGGUUGAGCAUGAAGACCCGGCGAACCCGUCGCUGACCGAAGCCCGCGUCCGCGUCUCGUGGGAAAAGCCGGUCGAGAACGGUGUGCCCAUAGUGUGCUACUGCGUCCGGUACACGGACGAGAAGGACAACCACCAGUACCUCAAGAUGACGUCGCUGCCGCUGCCGACCGUGUGCCGCCUCUCGCCGCUGCGGUAUGGCGAAACCUACAAGUUUGUCGUCGAGGCCACGAACGCGUUUGGGCUCAAGUCGCGCUCGUCGCAGUCGACGUACAUGGUGAGUCUCCCAGUCCGCACGGCGCCCGCGACGCUCGAUAAGAAGCGCUCGAGCGUGCUCCGCAACCAGUGCUACCUCUGCGCCGACCCGACGAUGCCCAAGACGGCCGCCCUCGAGUUUCUCGAUGCGCUCAUUUUGCACUUUUGCUCCAAGUGCGACCGCGAGUUUUGCCACGCACACCGCCGGUACACCAACCACAGUCGCGCCAUGAGCUGCCCGGCGGUGAACGGCAAGUGCGUCUGCUACCGCUGUGAAUACGUCAAGCCCGAGCACAAGUAA
Molecule: messenger RNA, 1530 nt
Organism: Saprolegnia parasitica CBS 223.65
Lineage: Eukaryota; Oomycota; Saprolegniomycetes; Saprolegniales; Saprolegniaceae
Exons: 4
Coding region: 1-1530 (509 amino acids)
Biological process (GO): store-operated calcium entry; activation of store-operated calcium channel activity; intracellular calcium ion homeostasis
Cellular component (GO): endoplasmic reticulum; plasma membrane
Molecular function (GO): protein binding; calcium ion binding; calcium channel regulator activity
Source: RefSeq, a predicted model, not a curated record